This is a messenger RNA of Sorex fumeus (smoky shrew), 521 nucleotides long. It is a transcript of the gene RPLP2, whose product is annotated as ribosomal protein lateral stalk subunit P2. Gene Ontology annotation, cellular component: cytosolic large ribosomal subunit; ribosome. The record is from RefSeq and is a predicted model, not a curated record. The transcript is spliced from 5 exons. Gene Ontology annotation, biological process: cytoplasmic translational elongation. Gene Ontology annotation, molecular function: structural constituent of ribosome. The coding region runs from base 145 to 489 and encodes 114 amino acids. NCBI's taxonomy places the organism in Eukaryota, Metazoa, Chordata, Mammalia, Eulipotyphla, Soricidae.
CAGGAGGCGCCGGGGGGGCGGGGCGCGGCGCGGCGCGCGGGGGCUUCUGGGUAGCCGAUUACCCCCGCCCCCCCGGCCGGGCCCUUCCUUUCCGUCGCCGCCGCCGCCGAGGUCGCACGCGCCAGGCCGCUCCGCCGUCUCGAGAUGCGCUACGUCGCCUCGUACCUGCUGGCCGCCCUCGGGGGCAACGCGUCCCCCAGCGCCAAGGACAUCAAGAAGAUCCUGGACAGCGUGGGCAUCGAGGCGGACGACGACCGGCUCAACAAGGUCAUCAGCGAACUGAGCGGGAAGAACAUCGAGGACGUGAUCGCCCAGGGCAUCGGCAAGCUGGCCAGUGUUCCCGCCGGCGGGGCUGUGGCCGUCUCGGCCGCCCCUGGAGCCGCAGCACCUGCAGCUGGCUCUGCCCCCGCAGCGGAGGAGAAGAAAGACGAGAAGAAGGAGGAGUCCGAGGAGUCGGAUGACGACAUGGGAUUCGGCUUGUUCGAUUAGUCACUGCCCUAAUAAAACCCUUUUCUAGACCU